Molecule: messenger RNA, 2265 nt
Organism: Pseudonaja textilis
Lineage: Eukaryota; Metazoa; Chordata; Lepidosauria; Squamata; Elapidae
Product: sodium/hydrogen exchanger 9B2-like
Biological process (GO): proton transmembrane transport
Cellular component (GO): membrane
Molecular function (GO): antiporter activity
Source: RefSeq, a predicted model, not a curated record
AGCCGCUCUCCGGGAACUGCUUUGGACUAGGUUGAUCAAAAUGACAGAAGACCCAGUGUCAGGGAGUUGGAAACCCACAACGCUAUCUGAAAAUGCUAGCAAUAAUGUAAUUCCCAUGCAUGCAUCAACUCAGGAUGUUUUGGAUUCCGGAGUCAACAGUGGCAUUGUACAAACAAAAGAAACAGCUCCAUUGAACAGAUGCGAGGAACAUGCUCAGGGACCUCUAGCUCAAUUUAAAACUUCAGGGAGACAAAUAUGUGUUUGUCCUCCUCAAGGCAUCCUUGCUAAAAUAGCAACAAACGUGGUAGCAGUAGCAUUGAUCUGGGCUGUGAUCUGGUCUAUUACAACCCACGAAAGUCUUCCUGGUGGAAGCCUCUUUGGAUUUUUAUUCCUCUAUCUUUUUGCUGUAAUUGGUGGUAAAAUUAUGGGCUUAAUUAAAUUUCCUGGUCUGCCUCCUCUCCCUCCUCUUUUGGGAAUGUUGCUUGUUGGAUUUCUUCUAAGAAACAUCCCAGUGAUCACUGACAUAGUCCUGAUCAAUGUGAAAUGGGGAGCCACACUAAGAAGUAUUGCUCUCGCAAUCAUUUUGGCCCGGGCUGGCCUUGGCCUUGAUCCAAAGGCUCUGAAAAAACUAAAGGGUGUCUGCUUUAGAUUAAGCUUGGGACCCUGCCUAAUAGAAGCAUGUACAGCGGCAGUCAUAUCUCAUUUUCUCAUGCACCUGCCAUGGCAAUGGGGAUUUAUGCUUGGAUUUGUCUUAGGUGCUGUGUCUCCUGCAGUUGUAGUCCCCUCAAUGUUGGUUUUACAAGCAGGAGGAUAUGGUGUUGACAAAGGUGUCCCAACUUUACUAAUGGCUGCAGGAAGUUUUGACGACAUUCUGGCUAUCACAGGCUUCAACACAUGCUUAGGGAUAGCAUUUGCUUCAGGUUCCACCCUUCAAAAUGUCUUUCGGGGUGUAUUAGAAGUUGCAGUAGGUAUAGCAACAGGUGGACUUUUAGGCCUUUUUAUUCGCUACUUUCCAAGCAAGGAUCAGACACAUCUGGUAUGGAAGAGAGCAUUCUUUAUUAUAGGCUUAUCAAUGUUUGCAAUUUUUAGCAGUAUGUAUUUUAAUUUCCCUGGAUCUGGAGGACUGUGCACAAUUGUCUUGGCAUUUCUGGCUGGAUUAUCGUGGUCCGAAGAAAAAAAAGAGGUAGAAAAAAUUAUUAAGGUUGCAUGGGAGAUUUUCCAACCUUUUCUUUUUGGUUUAAUUGGCGCCGAAAUAUCCGUUGCAUCUCUUGAUCCUCAAACAGUUGGACUCUGCAUUGCCAUACUGGCUGUUGGAUUGAUAGCCCGAGUUACAGCCACUUUUAUAUUGGUCUGUUUUGCUGGUUUUGAGCUGAAAGAGAGAAUAUUUAUUGCAUUGGCUUGGAUCCCCAAAGCUACUGUGCAGGCUGCAAUUGGUUCAGUUGCCUUAGAUACAGCACGGGAGCAGAAAGAUAAACAAUUAGAGAAAUAUGGCAUGGAUGUUUUGACAAUUGCUUUCCUGGCAAUCUUAAUCACAGCUCCAAUUGGAGCUCUAAUAAUUGGGCUGGCAGGGCCCAAACUUCUCCACAAGACUUCUGAUACCAACCGAGAAAGUCAUACAUAUGAAGAAAGAGAAGGAAUAGAAAUACAUGGGCCAGCAUAGGGAGAUAUGAAGUGCUGUCCACAAGAUCACCUGAAUUGAAACUGCUUAUGAAUCAUGGUAUCUACACUUAGAGAAGUUUAAAGGCCUAUGAAAUACACUGCAGAUCUUCAAAAUAUGUGUACAUAUUUUUAAGAUGACACAUAAGUUGGAGCUGUUUAGAGUCAAUAUUAGCUCUUAGUCGCUUGCAGCUUUUCUUUUGGUGGUUAAUGGUUUAUUAGGUGAAAAGAUUAGUUGCUGCUGAAUUACAAUAUAUUUAAAGAACUGAAGGAUAAAUGAAGCUGUUGAGAUUAAACAUACCUGGGUUAACAGAAAUCUUUUAGGUGCACUGCCUGGGUGAGAACAAGGGAUUAUUGAUAAAGAUUUCCACCCCUUCCUCUUGUGGUGGGAAAAUAGUUAGGGUUGAGAUACAGCCUGAAGUUUUCUCUGAGGGGAAGAGUGAAUUAGUAUAGUUAAAGUAGAUUUUAUACAAACAGUGUUGUGGAUAAUUGGAGUGUUACAUGUGUAAAUAGUGGAUGACAGGCUAGAAGUGUCCUUAAGAGAUAGCUUGUUUGUGGUAUGUAUGUUGAAUGAGAGAAUGGCAAGAUAAAUAGAGGAAAGGAAUCAGA